Messenger RNA from Phycodurus eques (leafy seadragon), 4671 nucleotides. It is a transcript of the gene ric3a, whose product is annotated as RIC3 acetylcholine receptor chaperone a. The record is from RefSeq and is a predicted model, not a curated record. Lineage: Eukaryota; Metazoa; Chordata; Actinopteri; Syngnathiformes; Syngnathidae. Gene Ontology annotation, biological process: synaptic transmission, cholinergic; protein localization to cell surface. Gene Ontology annotation, cellular component: intracellular membrane-bounded organelle; neuron projection; neuronal cell body.
UGAGCAGGACAUCGCCAGAUGAGCAACGGCAGCUGAGAAGAGUGGAUUUACUGUUCAAGGGCUGUCGUCGAGUGAGACAACAUGUCCAUCACAACCUGUCAGAAAGUGACUUUGAUAUCAUGUUCGGUCCUGUGUGUGUCUCUCUUCUUGCCCAGGAUGCUUUUGCCCAGAGCCGAAAAGGAGUUGGGACGGCCGCAGGUUGGCCCCGGGUUCUCCCCCCCAGGGAUGCGUGAGAUGUCGUUGUCCGACGACCCGAAGCAGUGGGGCGUGGAGCCUUUCCACUCCAUGACACGCAGCGCUGAGGCCUCUGCCAAAGUCAGAAGCAUCGGACGUGGCAAAAAACACAACCUGAUGGCUCAAGUCAUACCCAUUUAUGGAUUUGGGGUUCUUCUUUACAUCCUCUACAUAAUUUACAAGUUGACUUCCAAGGACAAGAAUACUAGAUCAGGAAAAUACAGUCCAACUAUGAGCAUGGAGAGGAAUAUGACUGACGAUGAGCUUGCCAGACUACAGGAGCGAAUACUUCAGUCAGAAAGGAUCAUGGAGAGGAUCGUUUCAGGAAAUACUCGUGCUUCUGGGAGUGGAAGACGCAGGAGAAGUAAAUCGACUCCGACUAAGAAGGAGGAGAAACUUCUCAAGCAACUGAGGCAGAUCGCACAGCUGAUGCAAGAGGGCCGGGAGGAGGGUGCCUCCCCGGAGAUGGAGGCAGAGGAAGUCCCUUACAGCGCAGACUGGGAAGGCUACCCAGAGGAAACCUACCCUGAGUACGAAGUACCCAAUCACAAACAUGAAUUUGACCGUGUGGCCCUGGAGGAGCCCGCCAACCAGCCCACUGCGGAGGCCCUCGCAGAGCGAAUGGAGCAAGAGGAGGAAGAGGUUAUGGCAAGGAAGUUAUCCAUAGUACAAGAGGAGGAUGAAGAUGAGGAUGUGGGAGAUGUGGAGGAAGAAGAAGAGGAGGAGGAGGAAGAAGAAGAGGAGGGGGAGGAGGAGGCAGAAGCUGAGAAAAGACUUUUGCUACUUCCACUUGCUUCCCAGGAUGCUACAAAUACAAAGCACGAAAGAUUAGGUCUGCAGAUACACAAUGAGCUGCAAGGUCAUCGUAAAGAGGGGAGGAAGCGUAUUAGCUUUAACGACCAAAGGGAUGUGUUUCACUACCCGAAAGAAGAUACCUGCGAAGGACAGGUGGAGAAGGGGGAGGAAGGAGAAGAAGAUGAGGAGGAGGAUGUGAAUGAAGAUGAUGGAGCAGAGGUGGAAGAAGAGGAGGAGGAGGCUGAUGAGGAAGAUCCCGUGACCGAAGCGGAGAGACUUCAGUUUAGUAGCGCAGAAUGUCCCAACCCUGAGGAAGAAGCAGAGGAGGAGGAAGAAGCGGCGUAUUUGUCAACGUUAGCAUCCGCGCAGAGCGACAGUAAAGUUCACGUAGACAUUCGCAAAGAGGUCAGCGGGCUGAGGAUGCGAAACAGGAGAGAGACGUAAAGAAUUUCCCUUCAAAGUAGUCUGAGCUCUCGUCUAUUCAGCAUUUUUUAAAUGGAUACACUCGUGCAUGUAUGAAGUUUUAGUCUAUUGACCAGUUGAGAUUACGAUCCUUUUUUACGAGAUCCUUUUUACUGUCAAUGCGAAGAGGUUUUUAAUCAUCUCUUUGAAGAGAGACGAUAAAAUAGGAGUUGGGGUUCGCGAAGAUGGCUGGCAGAUUAGGGGUUUAGGGGUUAGGGUUAGGGGACCUCCCGAUCACCAACAAGACUCACUUUCCACCAAUACCUCAAGGGUUAUACUGUAUGUAUCUGUUUUACGUGUAGCGGAAGGGUAAAUGGUACUUGGUAAGAACAAACUUUAGGAUGUGAGGUCGGUUGUUAAGGAUUGGUUAGGUUUGAUGUGUUGGAAGGUUCGGGCAAGGGCGGGUUCUUCUUAAGAUUUGGGUUAGGGUAAAGUGUGGACUUCGGUCGGAUUAGUGAAUUGGUUUUUCAGAACUUCGCUGUAAAUCCAAAUAAAAAAUGUAGACAGGGGAAUGGCUUUUCUCUUUCUGCCAGCAAGUCACUGUGACAACUAAAGAUACACUUUGGUCGUCAAAUUCAGAACUCAACAUUUUACAGUAAAAAUGUGACUCCAAAGUACCUUAACCGUACCGCUCAAACAUUAAUGUAGCCCUAACCAUGACAAAACACAAACAAUAGAUGGUUCUGCAUCAACCAGUAUGGUUGCGUCUUUGUCCUUAACCACAUCUGCAUUGCAAAAUUGUUUGGCUAAGUCUUUGUCUAUGUACGUAAGAGUUCAGCUCUCUUGAAGCUUAAAAUGAUCAUGGGCAGAUGCUAUUCGUUUGUCCAGUGCCAGGGAUUCCAUAUGGAGGAUUCACUUUUGAACGAGAGUCUCAACGUCGUUGAAUUGGGGCCGACAUCACAACUGUCUUGAGCAAGCACAACUACCCCCCAAAAAAGAGGGAAAUAAAAUAAGAUGUGAUAUAACAAAAGCAAACACCAUUCCGCACAAGUUGAACUCAUGCACAAAGACAGCAGUUGCUAAAUGUGCGGUCUGUGACCUCUAACACUAAAGCAACAGCUGCCUGGGACCGGAAAUCGGGAAUGAUGCCCAACUAGUCCAAGGAAGUUGUUACAUACCAACACAAGGUGGAUUCACACAAUUUAGUGAUACCUAAUUUUUUUUGUUUUUUAAUUACUUUGACUGUGUUUGUCGACAAUCUGAAACAUCAAAAAUCACCAUCAUGGACAUUGAAGAUUUGUCGUAUUUCAGCAGUCUGUCAACUCCCCAUUAAAAUAUUUCAACAUCACGCCAAUUCCACAGCAACAACACCCUUUAUAAUAAACCCGAGUGCCUUGAUAGUCUUAGACCAAACAAUUUCCUCGGGCACAUUGAGAGAUCUCUCAAAGUACUUUCGAGGGAACGCAGACCUUCGGUGCGCCAUAUAAUAUAUAUCCAUUUAAAAGUAGUUUUUUGUUUUCAAGAUGAAGUCAUUUUUUUUUCAGUGCAGAACCCCCUAACUCUUAACAUUCAAGCACCAAACCUAACUUUAAAUUCUUAAUUAUGCUAUUAAAACCUACCUUCAUGAUACGCUGUGAGCAAUUUAAGAAUAUUUUAACAGAAGGCAAACGUAAACAUACAGAGGUUUUUUUAUUUGUUCACAUUUUUUGUCACGUUCAAAGAGUGUCUAUCCCAUCAUGUAAGUCUUACACGACAUUCACUGUACGUCAUCACGAGCACUAAAAACAGAAAUUGAGAGAAGCAGGGGAUCCUGAACAUAAUCUACUGAAAAGCAGACUUCACAGCAAGUAUCAACAGUUUCAAAAUAGAAGUCCAAAAUAUUUAGAACACAAAGUACAAGAAUAGCACAUCUGAUAAACAUUUCCUCAUGAUCCACAGUCACAAUUGUGACACCAGAGAUUGUUCUUUGCCUUCAUUUUGCUGAUUAUUAUUUUGGAUUCGGAUGGUACAAAAUGUUGAGAAAGGAUGUGUCAUCCAGAAAGGAGCAUCUGUGCGCAAUUUCACUCUCGAAACAGGCUACCUUUUAGAUGAGGGACAUGGCCAACUGUCACAUCAGGGGAGUAUAAAAAUAUUUCAAAGAUGCAAAUAUAUGCAAGUGUUGAGGCUGUGACAAAUCCAUGCCCUCUCCAAGAGACAUCAGAGGUUCUACUAAGCACAAUGUUACAUCAGAGUGAAAUAUAAUGUGUCCUAAAGAAAAGAAAAUCUUUUAUUUGGGCUUCUUAUUCAUUUUGUUGUUUGAGUCGUUAAAACCAGCUCUGCGCCUGUCUACUGUUUAAGUGACCUCAAAUGACCCCAGUGCGUGGAAAGCAUAUAGCAAGAACAGCCAAGAGCUCACUUGACAGCCAAAGCGCAACACUGUAGUCAGUGUUCAAAGGCACAAGAAACGACAUACGUACGGCUAUAUCUCAUCCACUACUGCCUUGAAAUUAAAGUGCACCAUUGUUCUAUACAUUCACACAUGUGACCCAGUGACACGAUAUUGUACGGCACACGGCACAGCGGAGCACGCCUUUGCCCUGCUCACGUCCGAUCGUUUUCUGUGGAUAAUUUGUCUGUGAUGUGCUUGCAGCUCCGCAGAGCCAAUACUGUCCAAAGAAGAAUGUAAUAAAUACAUAAAUAACAAAAUAAAUAGUCGGUGACAUGCAUGUUAUUUUGACUUUAGGAACGUAUGACUAUUCAUGCUUGAUUUUUUUUUAACCUUGGGUUAUUUUCAUGACAGAAACUGGACAUAAAAUUCAGCCAACUUCAAAAAUGUACACAUAUGCAAUUAUUAGUCACAGAUAAAGAAUGUUAAACCUCUCUAGCUAGUAUUUAAAGUAACAGUGGUUCUUUAGAAUGUCCACCCACUCUAAAAUGUUUACAAAACAAAUUGAUUAGAUUUUUUUAAAAGAGGAUUACUCUUUGUGCUUGAGGCCCUAUAUCGAGCAUCUCUCCUGCCCCAGACACACACGCAUCCACGCAGAACUUGAGACCCACAGAGCAUCUUGGGAUACGCAGGAUUUCCGUGUUUUUUUGGAGUUGUCAGACCAGCCCGAGUUUUACAUGAACAGCCCUUGAUGAGCCCACUCUUGGACCAGUUGGCCAUUAAACCUCAGGCUGCAGUCUAUUCACAGGCUAACUUGCUGUCAAAGCUGGAGAGGGCGAUGGCGAAGGCUUGAAGGCCACACAUUGGGUAGUUAU